Capsicum annuum is the source of this 805-nucleotide messenger RNA. RefSeq names its product heavy metal-associated isoprenylated plant protein 26. The record is from RefSeq and is a predicted model, not a curated record. The coding region runs from base 91 to 570 and encodes 159 amino acids. The transcript is spliced from 2 exons. NCBI's taxonomy places the organism in Eukaryota, Viridiplantae, Streptophyta, Magnoliopsida, Solanales, Solanaceae. Gene Ontology annotation, molecular function: metal ion binding.
UAUUCUUAUUCUUAUACAUACUAUUAUUUUGCUACGUAGCUAAAAACCAAUUAACUCAAAAUUAAGCACUUGCUCAUUUGUUCAACGGAAAUGGGUUUUCUAGAUCCUCUUUUUGAACUCUUCGAGUUCCAUCGAGGCACCAGCCGAAGGAAGCUCAGCAAAGUUAGGAGAAAUCAACUUGAGACAGUGGAGAUAAGAGUGAAAAUGGACUGCGAAGGAUGCGAAAGGAGGGUGAGGAAGUCAGUAGAAGGGAUGAAAGGGGUGACGAAAGUAGAAGUGGAGCCAAAGAAGCACAGGCUGAUAGUAACCGGUUAUGUUGAUCCAGAUAAAGUGUUGCGACGAGUAAGACAUCGUACAGGAAAGAGGGCUGAGUUUUGGCCAUACGUUCCAUACGAUCUGGUGGAUCAUCCUUACGUGCGUGGCGUGUAUGAUAAGAAGGCUCCGGCUGGAUAUGUCCGCAACGUCUAUGAUAACCCGCAGGCUCCGAGUCUUGCGAGGGCGAGCUCCACUGAAGUGAACUAUAUUACUGCCUUUAGUGAUGAAAAUCCUCAGGCAUGCACGAUUAUGUGAGUAAUAUAGGAGGUGGUACAAAUGCUAAGCUAGUUGUUUGAUUUCUUACUGUGGAUUAGGGAUUUCUAUAUGGAUUUUGAACCCUUGCAGCUGCAGCCUGCAAUAAUUUAACUAGACGCGAUAUAUGUAAUUUGUUGUAGUAUUAAUUAAGGUGAGCUGAGCUUAUUCUGUAGUACUGGUAAAUGUGACGACAGUUGUACAUAUAUGUCAGUAUGAUUUUAUGUGUAUUGCUAAA